AUGGCGGAUUCUGAGUUGCGAUUAGACGUACUUCAUGCAAUGGGUGAUGAAAAAUCCGAUCCUAAAGAGCGAGUCUAUCUUGAAGAAACAUUUUAUAUUCUGUCCAAGAAGAAAUCUGUGUUUCGGGUACGCCUAACGUCGAAAGGUUUAUCUUUAAUAAAAGAAACAGACGAUAGUUCUAAGGAACAAACAAUUUUACUACGCGAUAUAAUAGGUAGUAAAUGUAUGAGAAGUAAAAGACGUCGUGUCGGUGGUGGUUCUUGUGUGUGUACCUCCCUUGUUGGUAAUCAGCAACUAAAAGUUGUUGAUGAAAACAGCGGCGAUCUUGAUGAAAAUGAUAUUAGUGCGUAUUUAUAUAUUUAUGCUUACGUUUUAAAGCAAAGUCGCCGUUCUUUAAAGCGAGAACGCACAACAAUUACAUUGAGGUUCCGGUCAUACGACAAGUACGAAGAUAAUAACAAAGAAGCGCAGAAAUGGAGAAAUACUAUCAAAUGUUUGUUAAUGAAUGAGCCAAUUUCAAAUAUCCCUUCAAAUAUUGAAAAGAAAUUACUAGUGCUGUUAAAUCCAAAGUCUGGGCCAGGUAAAGCAAGAGAAUUAUUUCAAACCAAGGUAGCUCCAAUUUUGCAAGAGGCUGAUGUUCCAUAUGAUCUCCAUGUAACCAAAUAUGCCAAUUAUGCUAAGGAAUUUGUUCGUACCCGAAAUGUUUAUAAUUGGAGGGGGAUAGUUGCUGUAGGUGGUGAUGGGGUUCUUUUCGAAGUUCUAAAUGGAAUGUUUCAGAGAUUAGAUUGGCAGCAAGUAUUUGCUGAAGUACCAUUAGCUGUAUUACCCUGUGGGUCUGGCAAUGGCUUAGCUAAGACUAUCUGUCAUCAUUUUAAUGAGCCAUUUAUUCAUCAAAACAUGACGGGGCUAUCUCUGGCGUUAGCAAGAGGAAAAUCAUCGCAAAUUGAUGUGGUCAGAGUUGAAACAAAAACGGAUAUAAUGUUCUCCUUGUUAUCGGUCGGUUGGGGAUUAAUUUCGGACAUCGAUAUAGAAAGCGAAAGACUUCGUUCAAUAGGAGGCCAAAGAUUUACAUUGUGGGCUCUCGCGAGAACCGUUGCACUUAGAAAAUACAAAGGUGUGCUUAGCUAUGCAUUGAUUAAAGAUAUCGGUAAUCUACCUAAACCCAAAACAACUAUCUUCGGUCGAAGUAUAAGUCAAGAUGGCGCCCUGGAUUCCCCUGAAACUGAAGCGUUCUUCGACUGUGACGAACAAACUGAAACGUUUAUGAGUACAGAGAUUGGAAAGAAACACCAUAGGGUAGACUCUUGGUAUUCUGUACAUUCGAGGAAGACGUUUUACAGCGCUCGCGGUUCUGAUUACCAUAGUAUGACAAGCGCUGGAUCGGAAUUACGGUCGCCUGUCCAGGAACGAAUGUACGGGCCGGCUUCACACCUACCUUCUCUAAUGUCAGAACUACCUACCCAUUGGGUGCAGGAAGAUGGCGAAUUCGUCAUGGUUCACGUUUCCUAUCAAUCUCAUAUAGGCGAAGACUUUUUAUUCGCGCCCCACUCCCGACUCGCCGAUGGAGUUAUGUGGAUGCUUAUAAUCAAGGCUGGCAUAACGAGAUCGCAAAUAUUUUCGUUUCUUUUGAAAGUGUCUCAGGGUAACAUAGCGGAUAUAAACAAUGAGUACAUUAAGAUGGUUCCAGUGAGUGCAUUUAGAAUAGUUCCCGAGGGUCAAACGGGUUACAUUACAGUAGACGGAGAACUGGUGGACUAUGGUCCUAUUCAAGCCGAAAUAUUUCCAAAUAUAGUAAAUAUCCUUGUACCCGAUACCAAAUAA
This is a messenger RNA of Pieris macdunnoughi, 1821 nucleotides long. NCBI's taxonomy places the organism in Eukaryota, Metazoa, Arthropoda, Insecta, Lepidoptera, Pieridae. The record is from the annotation of a GenBank genome assembly.